AUGACCAAGAAGAGGAAUCGCUCAUCCAACAUUAAACGAUCAAAAACGAAAAAGGAAAAAGCAAUCUUUGAAGUUGAUAAGAAUGAUUUGUUUUCUAACAUUUCAUCAGAGGAAGGCACUCCAAACUCUGAACGGAAAUCUUCCUCAGCUGGUAGCUCGAUAGUUGGUUCAGUACAAGAUUCCACGUCAUCCCUGCCAUCUCCAACUGACAGUGAGAAGGAUUCUGAACUGGAAUAUAGAGCUGUAGCGUAUGUUCAAUUAGCUAUCUUAGAGGGAAAUCUUGAGAAUCUCCAUCUAUCAGAAUCGAAGAAAGAUAUGAAGAAGACGUUUCAAACAUUCCGUGAUUACCUUCAUAAAGAUCUCGAAGAUCUAUAA
Auanema sp. JU1783 is the source of this 375-nucleotide messenger RNA. The record is from the annotation of a GenBank genome assembly. NCBI's taxonomy places the organism in Eukaryota, Metazoa, Nematoda, Chromadorea, Rhabditida, Rhabditidae.